AAGAUAGCUGUAGUUUUCUUGUUUCACGAAUCAAGUUUUACUUCUUUUAACUACUCGUUUACAUGGUGCAGAUUCAGGAGACGACGUGCUGUCAGCAUCGUUGACCUCCUGUCCUAGUACUAUUAUGAAUGCUAGAUCAUUAUCACUGUCCUAGUACUGGUAGUAGCUGUAGAUUUUCAUCACAUGGACACGGUGGUGCCAACUGCUGCCGCCUGCCAUGGUGGGUGGACUGGAGGAGACGGAGAGCAGAGCAGAGGACAGGACAGGACAGGAUGGCGGCGGAGAGCAGAGCAUCCCAUGAGCGAUGGUGUGGUGGAUGUUGAGCUGCUAAACACAUGGCUUUAGGCUGGAUAAUGCUCCUGCUCCUGCUCCUGCUCUGCUCUGCUGGAAAGACCAUGCUCACACUACCCUCCACAUGUGAAUACCAUGCAAUGCACUUCUAUUUUUUUCCCUUUAUUAAGAAUUAGGGUUAGUAUACUGCAGCAGCAGCACACCUGCCUCUGCCUGCUCAAAGCAACAACAACAAAAAAACACUCAUCCCUCAGCCCAAUCUACUCCAGACGACACAGACGGAGGGGAGAACUCCCCCUUCUUCCCUUUUUUUUGAUCCGCUGUUGAUGCCUGGCGGGACGCAAUGGCGCCGCCGUCCCCUUCCUCCGCUCCGGCCAAGAAACGCAUUAACUGGCUGAGAGGCAACAACAAGGUGUUCGACACGUACCUCAGCGAGGCGCGGGCGGCUCUCGCUGCGGCCGCGCAGGACACCGACGACGCGGCGGCGGCGGCGGCGGCGCUCGGCCUGGUCACGGCCGCCCUGGAGAUGUCGCCGCGGGCCGAGGCGGCGCUGGAGCUCCGGGCGCGCGCGCUCCUCGCGCUCAGGCGCUACCGCGACGUCGCCGACAUGCUCCGCGACUACAUCCCCAGUUACGCCAGGUCGUGCUCGGGCGACGAUGACGCCACCUGCGCCUCGUCAUCCUCGUCCUGCUCGUCUGCCUCCGGGGACCGCGACCGUUCCGACGCCUGCGCCGGCGCCGCCCGCUUCCUCUGCUGCCUCCACGUGUCCGACCUCAAGCGCCGCCUCGUCGCCAGCUUCUGCAGGAGCUCGAGCACCGAGGCGCAGUGGAGGUACCUGGUCCUGGGCAGAGCCUGCUUCCACCUCGGCCUGAUGGAAGACGCGGUGGUGCUCCUCCAAACCGCCCGCCGCCUCGCCACCGCGGCGUUCCGGCGCGAGAGCGUGUGCUGGUCGGAGGACAGCUUCUCGCCGUCGAACCCGCUGACGGCCAACAGCGCCGCAGCGUCCGAGGCGGAGUCCGUGUCGCAGCUGCUCGCGCACGUGAAGCUCCUCCUCCGGCGGCGCGCGGCGGCGGUGGCGGCGCUGGACGCCGGGCUCCCCGGCGAGGCAGUGCGGCAUUUCAACAAGGUGCUGGACACGCGCCGCAGCGUGCUGCCGCACCCCUUCGCCACGGCCUGCCUGGUGGGCCGCGCCGCCGCGUUCCGGUCGGCGGGGCGCCCCGCGGACGCCAUCGCGGACUGCAACCGCGCGCUGGCGCUGGACCCGGCCUCCAUCCCGGCGCUGCGAGCGCGCGCCGACCUGCUGGAGUCGGUCGGGGCGCUCCCGGACUGCCUCCGGGACCUGGACCACCUCAAGCUCCUGUACGACGCCGCGCUCCGGGGCGGCAAGCUGCGGCCGCAGGGCGGCGUCCAGUUCGGGGAGAUCGCCGGCGCGCACCGCACGCUCACGGCGCGCAUCCAGCUGCUCCGCGGCCGCGUCGCCGCCGGCGAGGGGUGCGGCGUCGACUACUACGCCCUCCUCGGGGUGCGGCGCGGGUGCACGCGGUCGGAGCUGGAGCGCGCGCACCUGGUGCUGACGCUGAAGCUGAAGCCCGAGCGGUCGGCGUCGUUCGCGGAGAGGCUUGAGCUCGUGGACGAACACCGCGACCUGGAGGCCGUGCGCGACCAGGCGCGCAUGUCGGCGCUGUUCCUGUACCGGAUGCUGCAGAAGGGCUACUCGUGCAUCAUGUCGGCGGUGCUGGACGCGGAGAGGCAGAGGGCCAAGGACGCGGCGGCUGCCAUUGCAGAGCAAGAAGAAGAAGUGGCAACAGUGCAAGAGAAUGCCACUCGAAAAGACGGUGGCAACGUUGUGGUCACCACGAAGCCGGAAGCGAUUCCAAUGCCUAGAACGGCAGUGGCUGCAGCGACACCAUUGAGCCAACCGUUCGUGUUCUGCCGCGACACCCUGCUGUCCCGAGGGGGGUUCGACCGGCCGAUUCCGGUGAAGUGCGAGGCGAUGAGCUGCUGAUGUCGCGAGGCGGGUCCAAUGGAAGGUGAAGCAGCAGCAGCAGAACCUGGAGUUGGCGGGACUGGAGUGGAGGUUCGAAUUUGCUUGUAGUAGUAGCAAGCGCUGUACAGUUUGGGAAUAAGAGAUGCAUGAGCACAAAAUAGGAAUGAACGCGAGUGCAAGAAGCGUCAGGGAGAUUGCAGUUUUUUUUGUAUUUGCAGCUUGUUCGCUGCGGCUUGCUGCGGCUGCAAUCCGGCUGCGGCUGCGGCUUCUACAGUAUUUUUCUCUCUAUGGAUUGCAGCUGCAGCAGUCCAAACAGCUGCAACAGUGUCGGCUUGUAGCCAGCCGAACACGCCCUUGGUUUCCGAGUUCGUUUUUAGUGCAGUACUGGGUCAGCUUCUCGUCAUCUCUUGGCCAUGUACUCUAGAUGCUCCUUGGUAGUGCAAAUUUUGUACAGUUGUCCUUGUAUAGUGAAGUUUUCCUCGUUGUUUGGACUGCA
Messenger RNA from Zea mays, 2774 nucleotides. Its product is annotated as Tetratricopeptide repeat (TPR)-like superfamily protein. NCBI's taxonomy places the organism in Eukaryota, Viridiplantae, Streptophyta, Magnoliopsida, Poales, Poaceae. The record is from RefSeq and is a predicted model, not a curated record. The coding region runs from base 635 to 2296 and encodes 553 amino acids. The transcript has 2 exons. Gene Ontology annotation, molecular function: protein binding.